CGCGCCCAGCCCGCGGAGGGGCGGAACACACGAAAUUACCACAAGCAUGGCCACGCUGCGCGGGCUGCGACAGACGCCCCGGCACUUACUAGUCUGUGAGAAGUCCAACUUCGGCCACGACAAGUCACGCCACCGGCAUCUCGUAGAGACGCACUAUCACAAUUACAAGGUUUCUUUUCUAAUUCCUGAAUGUGGGUUACCAUCGAAAGAACUGAAAAACCUGGUCAUGGAAAUGGGACCUUAUUACUUUGUGAAGAACUUACCUCUUCAUGAGUUAAUUACACAUGAAUUCAUCAACACCUUUGUGAAGAAAGGUUCAUGCUAUGCACUGACAUACAAUACAAAGAUUGAUGAAGAUAAUACUAUUGCACUACUACCAAAUGGGAAAUUAAUUUUAUCAUUGGAUAAAGACACUUAUGAAGAAACUGGACUUCAAGGUCGUCCAUCUAAGUAUUCUGGCAGGAAAAUUAUGAAAUUUAUUGUUUCCAUUGAUUUGAUGGAUUUAUCCUUUAACCUGGAUUCCAAGAAGUAUGAAAGAAUAUCUUGGUGCUUGAAAGAAAAGAAGCCAUUGAGAUUUGAUUUUCUUUUGGCUUGGCAUCAGACAGGUGCCGAAGAAUCAACGAUGAUGUCAUACUUUUCCAAAUACCAGAUUCAAGAGCGGCAGCCCAGAGUAGCAGUGAGCACUUUGAGAAAUCUGCAGUGCCCCGAGCUGCGGAGCGGCGAGCUCCGCGGAGAGCCGGAGGCGUCCUGCGGCGCCCCGGAGCUCUUCGACUGGCUUGGCGCUGUCUUGUGUGACGUAGACCUGAAUAAUGAGCCUAAUAAUUUCAUAUCAACCUAUUGCUGUCCCCAGCCAAGCACACUGGCUGCAAACGCUUACUUGUGUACAGUCACUGGUUUCAUAGUUCCAGAGAAGAUCUGUGUGCUCCUGGAGCAGUUGUGCCACUACUUUGAUGAGCCGAAGUUAGCUCCGUGGGUAACGUUGUCAGUGCAAGGCUUUGCAGACAGCCCCGUUUCGUGGAGAGAAAAUGAACAUGGUUUCUGGAAAGGAGGCGAACACUUGUACAACUUUGUGAUUUUUAAUAACCUGGACUACUGGCUGCAGAUGGCUGUUGGAGCAAAUGAUGACUGUCCACCAUAAAAAAAUAGGAGAUUUAAAAUCAUGUUUGUUUAUGCUUAUGCUUAUUUUCAGAUCUGUUGGUUAUGAAAGGGUUGUGUGUUCACGCAGGCUUCUAUAAUGAGGACACUUCUCAGACCAGCUUUUUCCAGUGUUCCUGCUGAAGGACAGCCCCUCUGCCAUGGCAGGUGGGCUGUGGCCGCGUGAUAGCGCAUAACUGCCUCCUCUCCAUCAGUGUAAACACAGAUGUGGCCUUCCACCCAGCAGAGCAGGCUGGGUACGCGGGGACCAGGGAGUAUUGGACCACUGGCCAAGGUGUGUGCUGUUACUCAUCACAACUUUUUCAGAUAAUAAAAAGAAAUUCUCAUAUUGUCCUUACCAGGCCAAUCUCUGUUGUAAAUGCUCUAAGGAAACUGAAGCACAACCUAGGUAAGCUACCAAGGUAUACUGCUAGUCGACCUGAGAUUCAGUCUCAGGUCAGCCUGGUUCCUAAGCAUGUGUCCUCUCUGUUGCCCCUGGGUGGGGGAAGGAUAUGUGUGUACUCCAUUAAAGGACAAGUUGAAAGAA
Molecule: messenger RNA, 1681 nt
Organism: Chinchilla lanigera (long-tailed chinchilla)
Lineage: Eukaryota; Metazoa; Chordata; Mammalia; Rodentia; Chinchillidae
Gene: Rpp40
Product: ribonuclease P/MRP 40kDa subunit
Exons: 8
Coding region: 47-1138 (363 amino acids)
Biological process (GO): tRNA 5'-leader removal; endonucleolytic cleavage in ITS1 to separate SSU-rRNA from 5.8S rRNA and LSU-rRNA from tricistronic rRNA transcript (SSU-rRNA, 5.8S rRNA, LSU-rRNA); tRNA 3'-end processing
Cellular component (GO): ribonuclease MRP complex; multimeric ribonuclease P complex
Molecular function (GO): ribonuclease MRP activity; ribonuclease P activity
Source: RefSeq, a predicted model, not a curated record